GCCGGGGCGUGAAAUUGACACGUAGCCUCGGCUCACCGGCCGCAGCUGGGGCUGGCUCUGGGGCGCGCGUGGCCCCGGCAGCAGCUGGGAGGCUGCAGGAGGGUUUCUCCGGGGGGCUGGAGAGCACGGGGAGGGGCUCGCAGGGGAGGCGGGGCUGCGCUCCGGGGUCCCUCUCGUCCUGCCCGUGGAGGGAGGCUGGGACCCGCCUCAGCAAGGAGCCGGGGGGGGACCUGGCUGUGGCUGGAAGAUGUCCCUGGCAGGAGGGCGCAGAGUCUCCCUUUGCAAAGGUGUCGCCCGGGAGAGCUGUGGGAGAAAAUUUGGGUCACUCCUCCUUGCCAUGAGCCAAAAGAAUGAUGCUGAGGGUCAUCCCCAAUCAGUUUCUAGAGCAGCGUCCUCUCUUUGUGGAGAACACAGAGCACGAGUAUCCCACGCCGAAGUCACUCCCAGAUCCAUCCAUGACUGAGGGACCCUCUGCUCCAGUUGAGCCAGAACUGCUGUCCUCCAACCUAACCAACUCUACAGACUGUGGAGAGGAGAUCCUCCUCUAUGGGGACACUGAGAAAAUCGUGAUUGGGACAGUGCUCUCCAUCAUCACCUUAAUGACCAUCGCGGGCAACGCCUUGGUCAUCAUCUCUGUGUGCAUUGUCAAGAAGCUCCGGCAGCCCUCGAACUACCUGGUGAUCUCCUUGGCAGCGGCCGACCUCUCUGUCGCCUUUGCGGUCAUGCCCUUCGUGAUCAUUACGGAUCUGGUGGGAGGGGAGUGGCUGUUUGGGAAGGUGUUUUGCAAUGUGUUCAUCGCCAUGGAUGUCAUGUGCUGCACCGCUUCCAUCAUGACCUUGUGUGUCAUCAGCGUGGACAGGUACUUGGGGAUCACACGGCCGCUGACAUACCCUGUGAGACAAAACGGGAAACUAAUGGCCAAGAUGGUGUUCAUAGUUUGGCUUCUUUCUGCCUCCAUAACUCUUCCUCCGCUGUUUGGCUGGGCCAAGAACGUCAACGUUGAAAGGGUCUGCCUCAUCAGCCAGGACUUUGGAUACACCGUCUACUCCACUGGGGUAGCCUUCUAUAUCCCCAUGACAGUCAUGCUUGUCAUGUACAGCCGGAUCUACAAAGCCGCCAAGGUCAGUGCAGAGAAACACCGGUUCAUGAACUUCCCCAGACACCAGGAGAAGGAGGGGGUGUACUGCAUGGACGUCAGCGUCCGAGGCCAUCACAGCUCCAAGCGCAGCAAGGCGGUGGAGGAGUGCGCCACCUUGUCCAAACUGCUCCGGCAAGAUCGAAAGAACAUUUCCAUCUUCAAAAGGGAGCAGAAAGCAGCGAGAACCCUCGGCAUUAUCGUGGGGGCCUUUACCUUUUGCUGGUUUCCCUUCUUCCUGAUGUCCACGGCCCGGCCUUUCAUUUGUGGUAUCCAGUGCAGCUGCAUGCCCCUGCGGCUGGAGAGGACCCUGCUGUGGCUGGGUUACACCAACUCCCUGAUCAACCCCUUGAUCUAUGCUUUCUUCAACCGCGAUCUAAGGACUACUUUUUGGAACCUUCUGCGGUGCAGGUACAGGAACAUCAACAGGAGGCUGUCUGCAGCCAGCAUGCAUGAGGCCUUGAAAGUCACAGAGAGACAUGAGGGCAUCUUGUAAAUCUCCAGGAAGGUCACGUUCCUUAGCCUACUGCAAGCGCUGAGUGCCUAAUUAAAGAACUCCUGCUUGUCCAUCUAGCCUGUUGCAGGGUUCCCUUUUUGAUUGCCUAUCCGGCUUGGCAAAUAUGUGCAUUGUUCCUCUGCCAGAGUUAACCAUCGCCAAAAUUGCACAAGUGCUUGUCACCCAAGAGGUGUUCAAGUUUGAGUAGCCAAGGGCCACACCUACAGCAGAAGAAAUCAUAGCCCUUCCUUUUUCCUCUUUGAUAGGAGGAUGCAGCCCAUGGAGACAGCAGUUCACGCCAAUGUGUGGUGCAUGAGAAGGCAAGUCAGGAUCUCCUGGGUUCUCUUCCAAGCUCUGCCACUGACUGACAGUGUGACCUUGGGCCAGUCAUUUAUAGCUCCGUGCCUCCGUUUCCCAAUCUGUAAAAACAGGAAUACCACUCACCUUUGCAAAAGGCUUUGAGAUCUGUGGAGGGGGAAAGCACUAUGUGCUAUUCUUGGAUAAUCUCAUCGGCUGCAUUUCCGUAGCAAACAGGAAAGCAGCGUUAUAGAUGUCAAUGGAACACAUUGUAAGCCCUACACUUUGCAUCCCUGCUUAUAAACUGUUGCAACUGAUUUGGUUCCAUUGUACACUCUCAAGCCAGUUCUAAGUUUGCAUGGCAGGGAACGAUGCCAAUGACCCUCUUUCCGCAAGCCCUUGUGUUACAGUACCUGAAAGUGGCAUGCUUAAAAAUAACAGUGCAAAACCUUGUUUAACGGCCUAUUUAUAUCAGAGAAGUGAGGAGCAAGUAAAGACUGCUGUAUUUACUGGGAUAUAUUAUAUAGUUCAUUCACAGCCUAGUGAUGUGCUUUCCUAAUUUUGUGGCUAAUUGAUUAAUCAAGGCAGUACAUAAAAGCACGCUUUGGUUGACAAGAGACAAAAAUGUAUUAUUUCACUGACUGCUUUACAGUGAUGCACCAUAAUGUACAGAAAACGUGAAAAAUACCAUACUGAACAAGGUGUCAUUCUUUUACAAAGUUUCUUUAUCCCUAUCUAGAUUUUUUUUUUUUUUUUUUUUUUUUUUUACAUAUUCAGACUUUUGGUGCAUUUUUUCCACCCUUUGACAUAGCUCUGUUUGGCCCUGAUCCCAAACCUACUGAAGUCAACAGAAAGAACAUCCACUGAUUUCUGUGGGCUUUGGAUCAGGUGCCCUUGUGAAUUUAAAACUUAAGGCACUGGCCUCCUAAGCCAGGGAUUGUGGGUUCGUGUCCCAUCUGGGGUGAAAAACUUUUAGGGGGGGUGGGAUAGCUCAGUGGUUUGAGCAUUGGCCUGCUAAACCCAGGGUUGUGAGUUUAAUCCUUGAGGGGGCCAUUUAGGGAUCUGGGGCAAAAAUUGGGGAUUGGUCCUGCUUUGACUCAAUGACCUCCUGAGGUCCCUUCCAACCCAGAUAUUCUAUGAUUCCAAGGCUGAAGAAGAGAUUGUACUAACACACGGGGGAUCAUGGUCUCUUCUUUCCCCGGGAUUUUGGUCUCUUCUUUCCCAGGGAUUUCCUUCGUUAAGCCCUACAAAAAGGCAAGACUGAAGUAUGAAAUAGAGGCCCUCCUAUUACUUUGAGAGAAAGAAAAUAUCUCAAAAGUUCUCCUAAGUCAAGAUGAGUUUCCUUUAGGCUCAUUGCCAUCCUAGCUGUUAAACCUCAAGUCAAGGGAAAUAUAGUCAAUGGACUUGAUGGAUCGUUGUAGUACAUUAUCUGCUCUGAACACGACGGGCGUUCACAGCUGGAUUUUUCAGAAAGUAUCCACAAAAUGCAUUGAAUGAUAUCCUGGCCCGAUUGAAAUCAAUGGGAGUUUUUCACUGAUGGGGGGUGGGGGGAAGCAGAGUGUGUGUGGGGGGGGGGGGGGCAGGGUUUGAAGGGAAAGUAGUCCUCCCCCACCCCACCCCACCCCAAUACCAGGUCAAAUUACCAGCCCCACACAUUCCGUGUCCAGCCUCCAGCAUUCGCUGAUCAUUAUUUAGAAGUUGGGAGCUCCCAAAAUGGGCUAGGCACUUUCCAGACAUGUAAGCAGACCCAGUCCCUUCCUCAAGAGCGUACAGUCCACAGUGGCAAAGGUGGAUGAAGGGCAGAGGAGACACAAUAUACAAAUGAAGCCAUGUGGCUAUUCACAGGCAGGUGGCGAAUUAGUUACACGUGUGAGUUUCUUUUAACAUCCAAUGUAUUGUGCUCUCUGCUCAGCAACCACACUCCACAGUUUGGCCCGCUUAUCUUCUUGCUCCCCUGCCCCCCAUGCAUCCUUACGUGUUUUACUCCUUCCUUCCAGCAGUUCACUCUCAAGAUUCGUACAUGAAAUAGCUACCGAGAUGACUUGCUGAUCGAAGAUGUGCAAGUCCCCCUAUGAUGGGCACCAAAGUAAGGCCAAGAUCCAGCUCUGAUGUGCGUGUUCUAGGGCUUUAAAAAGACAAGGGAUCCUCUUUCAUUCUAGAGCCACAUGGUACAUCAUCUUGACUGUUAUGCAGAUGUGCUGGCUGGGAUGUCCAGUGGUGUUUCAUGGUACAGUAGGGUGUAUAGUAUAAUAAGCGGGUGUGGCCAGGCCCUCAGCUCAACUGCAUGCUUGGCUUAGAAUGUGUGGAUGGGUAAAAACACAGCCUCACUCCGAGGUUUUACAAUCUCAUCCAGGCAAGGACAGUACAAUCCACACACGCCCAAUGCUAUAAUUUGGCAGCAGACUCCGAAUAGAAAAAUAAAUGUGAUGU
Messenger RNA from Chelonia mydas (Green sea turtle), 4358 nucleotides. Its product is annotated as 5-hydroxytryptamine receptor 7. Gene Ontology annotation, biological process: vasoconstriction; adenylate cyclase-activating adrenergic receptor signaling pathway; smooth muscle contraction. Bases 351 to 1631 code for a protein of 426 amino acids. The record is from RefSeq and is a predicted model, not a curated record. NCBI's taxonomy places the organism in Eukaryota, Metazoa, Chordata, Testudines, Cheloniidae. The transcript has 3 exons. Gene Ontology annotation, cellular component: membrane. Gene Ontology annotation, molecular function: G protein-coupled serotonin receptor activity.